AUGCAUAUUUCGACCUUUAUUGGCGGGCUAUCCGCGAUUUGCGGAUUGACCCUAGCCCAGACAACUGUGACCAGCCCGGUCAUCGAAGCGGAUGAUUUCAGCGUCACUGGCGCAUUGGAGGAUCUCGGUGUGGAUGUGUCGCAAAUUCCUGCAUUGGAGUCAUUCACCGCCAUUGAGACACGGUCAACCGAUAAGGCCUGUGCAGCUGCUUGCGCAAGUUUGGGAUUCCUUUUUGGCUCCAAGGUUGCUGCUCAAGAUACUACUGGGUACAGCAACUUCACUAGCUCGUUCUGGUCAGUGCAGCAAGAAGAGGUCCAGCCUCGUUGUAUUUUCCGUCCUACCAAGAAUACGGAGGUCAGCACUGCAGUUUUACUUUCCCGGUUGACAGGCUGUGAGUUUGCUGCUCGCAGUGGCGGCCAUGCGGCCUUUACCGGGGCUUCCAGCGCGCCUGGCGGAAUCAGCAUCUGGUUCAAGGAUAUGAAUGCCGUUACCCUGAACGCAGACAAGACAGUCGCCUCAAUUGAGCCUGGAAAUAACUGGCUCACUACCUACACUGCCCUCGAGCCUUAUGGAUUGGCCGUUAUUGGAGGUCGUGCCGCCAGCAUUGGUGUUGGUGGCUUUGUUUUGGGUGGUGGAAUCUCCUAUCACUCCAACCUGUACGGAUGGGCUUGCGAUAAUGUCCACAGCUUUGAGGUCGUGACCGCUAGUGGUCUGAUUGUAACCGCGAGUGAAACUUCCCACGCUGACCUAUAUUGGGCUCUGCGCGGCGGUGGAAACAACUUUGGCCUUGUCACCAAGUACAAUAUGUACACCAUCCCCUCGCCAAAGCUUUACGGUGGUGCCAGAACUUUCCUCCAGACCGAGUUUCCCGAGGUUAUCAAUGCUUGGAUCAACGUGAUCAACAAUGCCACCAUUGACGGCAAAGCCCAGCAAUACGUCGCCUUCCUCCGGACCCAAGAUAUGAACCUUGCCUCUGCUGAGUUGACCUACGUGCACAACGACCCCAACCCCGAAAUCUACAAGCAAUACAGAAGCAUUCCCGCCAUUUCCGACACAUCUAGUGCCAAGACCCUUGUCGAGUACGUCGAGUACCUUGAGAGCGAGAACCCAUUCGGUCUUCGCGAGGUGUACUGGCCUAUCAGUGCGGCUCUCGACGAGAAAUUUGCCAACUGGGUGGUGGAUCUCUUCUACUCGAUGAUCUCUGAGGUGGCCGAUGUCGCCGGCGCCCAGCCCGUGCUCAUCUACCAGGGAAUCACCGAGGCCAUGUUGAACAAUAUGAAGAACCACGGCGGUAACGCUCUUGGACUCGCCGGCUCAUCUGGCCCUGUUCACCUUUUGCACAUUUCUUGCUGGUGGACGAACGAGGCUGAUGACGAGACUAUCUACGCGUUUGUCAACAAAUUCAUGGAGAAGGUCAUUGCUGAGGCUAAGAGCGUCGGAGUCUUCAAUGAAUAUGUUUACAUGAACUACGCCAGCAUGUUCCAGGAUGCUGUCGCUGGAUAUGGUGCUACUAACAAGGCUCAGCUGAAGAAUAUUGCCAAGAAGUACGACCCCAGGGAGGUUUACCAAAAGCUCCAGCCUGGUUACUUCAAGCUUGAUGGUCCUCCUGUGACUCCAUCUUUCUAG
This is a messenger RNA of Penicillium roqueforti, 1626 nucleotides long. Its product is annotated as FAD-binding oxidoreductase. The record is from RefSeq and is a predicted model, not a curated record. The transcript has 3 exons. Gene Ontology annotation, molecular function: FAD binding. NCBI's taxonomy places the organism in Eukaryota, Fungi, Ascomycota, Eurotiomycetes, Eurotiales, Aspergillaceae. The coding region runs from base 1 to 1626 and encodes 541 amino acids.